AUGGGCAUAGCUGCCAUUUUUGCUGUACAGCAAGCUAUUUGUAGCGCGUGUAGCCUCUUCCGACUUGCCAAUCUGAUACCCGUCCUCAGCGAUCUUCGCAGACGCCCAACCUUUAUCUUGACGAUAGACCCUGAGAUUGAGGACCUGGACUUUGGAGUACUCCGAUCUCAGAACGUGUUUUACAUAAGUACGGUGAACAUUGCUGCGAAGCUGUAUUCUUGUGGGGAUCGCGACCCCGACUAUUUCUUCGGAUUACCAGCGCAGCUCACAUCUUACCACGAAAGAGAGUUGGAACUUUAUUUUUGUAUCCGCGACCAUUGCCGAAUCAUCCAACAUGGCAACGUUGCGCGGAGGACCUCGCAGUCGCACCUGACUUUACGGCCAUACUAUCUCGGCAAGAUCCCCCGACUAUAG
Neurospora tetrasperma FGSC 2508 is the source of this 414-nucleotide messenger RNA. RefSeq lists its product as uncharacterized. The record is from RefSeq and is a predicted model, not a curated record. The coding region runs from base 1 to 414 and encodes 137 amino acids. The transcript is spliced from 5 exons. NCBI's taxonomy places the organism in Eukaryota, Fungi, Ascomycota, Sordariomycetes, Sordariales, Sordariaceae.